GAAAUAGCAAAAAAGAAAAAGAAAAUUUUCAGAAUGGAAGCAGAGUCUGAAGUAGACACGAAUGAAAGUGAGGAGACUAAAGUUCCCAUUAUGAAGCGAAUUGUAGAAUCUGCGAUUUUAGAUGAGAAACGGCAAUCAUUUAUACAAGAAUUUCUUAAAAGAAAGGAUGAGAUGCCAAAAUUGGUUACUGAAGUGUACGAUGAAGAUAAAAUUGGUAUUGAAAAGCAAUUGGAAGAUAGUGAUAAAGUGAUUUCCGAGCUAGUUCAAAAUGGAACUGAUGCGAUUACAAAUAUUCGUCUAGCAAAUGAUCGCCGUGAAGUUCAAAGAAGAAUGCGUGAAGCUGAACUUAGAUACAUAUUGCUCAAUGAUCUUCAGCGAGAGUCACAAUCAUCCUCAGCAAAAUUCGAAGAAAUAUCGCAUAAAUGGCCUACAGUUGGUGACGAUGUUGAUCCAAUGUCUAUUCAUGAAGGUCUCCAAAGACAAAAAGACAGGAUUAAUGAGCUCAUUGGUCGUAAAAUGACAAUUAUUGAUGAAUGUCGUGACGAAUUGAAUUCAGCUGAUACAAGGUAUUUACAAGAUCUGGAUAAAUAUAAUAAUGAUAUUAGCUGCAUGGUCGAACGAAUUGACAAACAGAUGGAAGUGAUGAAACGAACAUAUCGUGAGCAUUUGGAUAUACUGGAGAAGACAAUUGAGAAUGAACGUAAAAUCUUUCAAAUUAUCACUACCAAAAAAUGGGAAACGAUGUAUGAUAAGCGCGAAGCAAAUGAAGAAAUGAGAAUGAAACGUGAAGCAGAAAAGUCAGAGUAUUAUCUGCAAGAAAUUCAGCGUAUUCAGUUAGAACACGAGGAGCUAAUUCGAGCUACAAAAAUUAAACUUGAAAAUGAUAACCAAACAUUGGAAAUAGAAGUGCAGAAACUCAAACGCAAUAUUAUGUUGAAUUCUGAGAAGCUCGACUAUAAUUUUCAAGUUCUAAAGAAACGUGAGGAUGAAAAUGUUAUGGUAAGAAAUCAACAAAAACGUCGUCUUUCAAAGCUCGCCGAUACAAUUGUUUCAUUAAAACGGAAAUUAAAAGAAGCAAAAUCAACUUGUAUAAUUGAGACUAAAAAGUUUACAGCUGACAUAAUGAAAUUACAUGCCAAGAUUCUUGAUUUGGAGAGAAAAAGUGAUCUUUUUGCAGAACAAAAUAAUAAAAAAUUUAUGACAGUUUGGGAUAUGAAUUUUAAGGAAUGCGAAGAUGCAUUAAAUCAGGUAUUAAAAAUUGAUAGAAUGUUAUGGGAGCAGCAAUUAGGUAUUGAAUGGGAGGAUCCAAAUAUCAAUAUUGUCAGAAAAGAAGAUUUAAGUUCUUACAAGGCUGCAAUCGAGACUCUUGAAGGAAGUUCAUGUGAAGAUAUUGAUGAAUCACAGACACUUGUACCCAUAAAUUUUGAAAAAAUCCAAAGAACUCGUGAUCAAGAGCUAAUGGAGCAAAAGCUUUUACGAAUUAUUUUUCGAGCAAUUGCUGAUAAUUCCGGUUUUUUGAUCGAAAGUAAAUUGAAGCAUCUUUUAAUGCCUUAUUCAAGAACUGAACAAACAUUGGUUAAUCUUGAUGCUGUCUUCAAUGCUUUGGGAAUAUACAAGUCUGAAGAAAUUGAUUUCAUUAAAAGUUACUUUAUUCCAUUUACAAAAUGCAAUAAAUGUGCAACAACUCCAUUCAGCGAAGGAUAUCCUGAGAAAUUAGCAUUAGAUUGUCUCGGAGAUGAUCACGAGUUGGAGAUAACGACAUUUGAUGUUUAUAAAGCAUUAGUUAAAUUUACAAAAGAUCACGAGACAUCGCUUGACAAAUUAAUGCCCAAGGAAAAUAUUUCAUCGAGAAUGAGUAAAACUAAAUCUACAAUAACUCGCUUGAUUGAUGAUAAAGAUGUCGAGGCAAGUUUUGAAUCCUUCGUAUUUCCACCAGAACGUGAAAAAUUGUGGGGUGUUCUUGAAGAUGGCCUUCAACGCUAUCUGAAAGUACUUAGAGAACGCGAGACUCUCGAAAACGAGUGCGAAUUUCUUCGUAAACAAAAUUUGGAACUAAAUCAUCUGUUACAAAAAUUCGUUCCUGACUCAUUCAACUGAAACAUAUUCGCAUUAUCACAUUUAUGUAUAUAAAUAAAGAGCUACUCCAACGGCAAUGUCUGAUUGUGUUGGUUUUUGCUUCAUAAAUCUUUUUAUACUGCUUGUGUAGGACAUCAAAUAUUUUGAUAUGAUUUGUGUCACAUUUCUAUUUGCUAUCAUUUCAGUUUUCAAAAUAUUAUGUAUAUAUACUCUCUCACAUCAUUACAUGCUAAUAAAUACAAUGUAGAUUUUAGGAACGUUAGGUCAAU
Chironomus riparius is the source of this 2345-nucleotide messenger RNA. Lineage: Eukaryota; Metazoa; Arthropoda; Insecta; Diptera; Chironomidae. The record is from the annotation of a GenBank genome assembly.